AUGUCUUCCAGCAAGGGCCAGUUUGAGCAGGGCUAUCAGCCCGAGGUUCAGCAGCAGAGCAGCAUCCCUGGCAAGGAGUCUGAGAUGGACCCUCAGCCCGAGUACGACCACCUUCCCACCGCGGAUGGCGGCAAGGAGCUCUACAAGGCUGCCGGCAAGCUGAAGGGAAAGAAGGCCAUCAUUACCGGCGGUGACUCUGGAAUUGGUCGCGCAUCUGCUAUUCUCUACGCCAUGGAGGGCGCAGACAGCUUCAUCGCAUAUCUGCCCGAGGAAGAGGAUGAUGCACAACAGACCAAGAAGAUGGUUGAGGAGAAGGGCGGCAAGUGCUACACAUUCGCUACAGACCUGAAGGACCGUGCAAACUGUAAGAAGGUAGUCGAUGAGGCCAUCAAGCAGAUGGGUGGUGUCGACAUUCUCUUCAACAAUGCUGCAUACCAGAACAUGGUCGAGGACAUCAAGGACCUCGAUGAAGACCAGUGGGUGCACACCUUCAACACCAACAUCCACCCAUACUUCUACCUCUCGAAGUACGUCCUGCCCCACAUGAAGCCUGGUUCCGUCAUUAUCAACAAUGCUUCUAUCAACGCAUACAUUGGCCGCCCAGACCUGCUCGACUACACAUCGACAAAGGGCGCCAUUGUCGCAUUCACUCGUGCUUUGCACAACCAGUACGUCUCCAAGGGCAUUCGCGUCAAUGCCAUUGCGCCCGGUCCUGUCUGGACACCCCUCAUUCCUGCAACUAUGAACAAGGAGGCCAUCAAGCAAUUCACCGCUCCCAUUGGCCGUCCUUCGCAGCCCAGUGAGAUUGCCACUGUCGCUGUGUUCCUCGCCGGGCCUGACAGCAGCUCGAUCUGUGGUCAAACCAUUCACCCCAACGGUGGUACUGUAGUGAGCGGUUAA
Molecule: messenger RNA, 900 nt
Organism: Ascochyta rabiei
Lineage: Eukaryota; Fungi; Ascomycota; Dothideomycetes; Pleosporales; Didymellaceae
Exons: 2
Coding region: 1-900 (299 amino acids)
Molecular function (GO): oxidoreductase activity
Source: RefSeq, a predicted model, not a curated record